CCAUCGCCGACGACCAGUCGCGAAACCGACGCACGCCUGACGUCUCUGUGAAGCAGCGGCCCAGAGGCUUUGCUCUCUCUCCUCAGCUGCCUGCGCCUCCAGCGUGUGUCGCGCCCACCCCCGCGGAUCCUUACCUCGGUCCGUUUUUCUUGCGCGUUUCCUUAUUAAGGAGUAACAAAAGAAGCGGAUUAUCACGCCCUAUUUUUUAAAUAUAUUGUCUUUACUCUCCUUUCAGUUAAAAACAUUAUUUCGGCUAGCCCUUUUUGAGACAAGCACGUGAAUGAUCGUGUUUCAAGUUCCCUGACAUAAGUUUAGUUUUAGAAAGUUAUAGACACCAGUUUUUCGUCUCUCAAGAGGUUACCCGUCCAAGACCUACGUGAAUGCAUUAUAAAGAGUUUGCCAGCUGCAAAGAGACGACUGACAAGAUCCUGUGGAAGCCGGAGAGCGUGGCCCCGCAGCUGAGCGCGCCGUCGCCCGCGCUCUUCACCUCGUGGCGCAUCUCCUCAUCUGACCGACAGCGGCGGAGAGACUGCCAGGGCCGCUAGGCAUGCUGGGAGCCGAGCAGUCCACCAUGUCCAGCUCUGAGGCGGGAGCUUCCGCCAUGCACGUGCCGGCCGGCCACGAAGGCCUGGGAGACUGGCCGGGCCCCGGGGGCGGCAGCUGCAGGGGCGACGAGGGCGACGCGCUCUUCUCGUGGCAGGACUACAGCGUGCUGGCCACCGUGCUGCUCGUGUCCUGCGCCGUCGGCAUCUUCUACGGCGUGCGCGAGUGGCUGCGCGGCCACCGUGAGCAGGCGGGGCAGGAUGCGGGGGCGAGCGCCGGCGAGAAGGGGGCUGCGGGGGCGGAGGCGGGCGCGGGCGACGCGGGGCAGGCGGCCGCCGACUUCCUGCUGGGCGGCUCCUCCAUGCCGCCGCUGCCCAUGGCCAUCUCGCUCGCCGCCAGCUUCGUGACGGCGGUGGAGCUGCUGGGUAACACCUCCGAGAUGUACCUGCACGGCACGCAGUUCUGGAUGUCGUGCCUCGCCUUCCUCAUCGUCGUGCCGCUCACCUCGCAGCUCUACCUGCCCGUCUACCGCGCUGUUGAGGUCACCUCCGCCUACGAGUACCUGGAGAUGCGGUUCGGGCGCGGCGUGCGCAGCCUGGCAGCCGCCAUGUACGUCGUCCAGAUGACGCUCUACACCUCCGUCGCCGUCUACGCGCCCGCCCUAGCCCUCAGCGCAGUGACUGGACUUAACGUCUACCUGGCCGUUACCUGUGUCUACGCAGUAUGCAUCAUCUACUCAUCUCAGGGCGGGAUGCGCGCCGUCAUCAUCACGGACACGUUCCAGGCGGCCGUGCUGAUGGGCUCCAUCUUCGUGGUGCUGGCGCUGGGCAACGACCGCGUGGGCGGCCUCUCCGUCGUGUGGCAGCGCAGCUCCGUCACCGAGCGCCUCGAGUUCUUCAACCUCAACCCGGACCCGACGGUGCGCCACAGCUUCUGGUCCGUGGUGGUGGGCGGCAGUUUCUACUGGGCCACCAUGUUCUGCUCCAACCAGGCCUCCGUCCAGAAGUACAUGUCUGUCGCCACCAUCAAGCAGGCCAGGACGGCUUUGUGGGUGAGCUGUGCCGCCUUGGCCAUCAUUUUCACGGCCAACUUCUACACUGGUAUGGUCAUCUAUGCUGACUACCACGGAUGCGAUCCCAUCAAAACUGAGGCCAUCACCGCCAGCGACCAGUUGUUGCCGUACUACGUGAUGCAGCACAUGGCACAUCUCAAGGGCGUGGCCGGCUUCUUCGUCGCAGGAAUAUUCAGUGCCUCCCUCGGCACGGUGGCGGCGGCGCUCAACUCGCUGGCGGCGGUCACGGUGAGCGACUUCAUGCUGGGCGCCUUCCCCGCCAUCAGCAUCGCGCCAGAGAAGGCCGGCACCGCCGCCAAGUGGGCCUCGGCCAUCUUCGGCGCCAUCAGCUUCGCCCUCGUCUUCGUCGUCGAGCGCCUCGGCGGAGUUCUCCAGGUGGCGCUGAGCUUCAACGGCAUGGUGGGCGGAGUGACGCUCGGCAUGUUCUCGCUGGGGAUGUUCUUCCCGUGGGCCAACAACAAGGGCGCGCUGCUCGGGGCGCUGGCGGCGAGCGCGCUGGUCGCCUGGAUCGGCGUGGGGGCGCAGGUGUCGGGCGCCAACCAGGCGGGCGACGCCACCAAGUUCACCUCGGCCGACCUCUGCCCCGCCUGCAACCUCACCGGCGACGCGGCGCUCGACUUCACCACCGCCUCCAGCAUCACCACCGCCGCCAGCACGCUGUCGCCCGCAGCACCAGAAGAGCCAGUGUUCGUGCUGUACCGGCUGUCCUACCUGUGGUACUCGGCCAUCGGCUGUGUGACGACGGUGGUGGUGGGCCUGGUCGUGAGCCUGGUUACGGGUCCGCGUGACCCCACCACAGUGGACCCAGCACUGCUGUCACCGCCGGUGCGCGUCCUGCUCGACAACCUGCCCAAGAGCCUGCGCAACCGCCUCAGUCUCAGGGACAUGUCCAAGCGCAGAUUCUCCACUGUGCGACCGCCUUGCGUCUCGUCCAUAUACCGUGGUGGCAUCAUCAACGCUGGUAUCUCUCUGGAUGAUGAAAAGCCAGUGGUGCCACCCUCAGCGACUGUAACUUCCUCACAAGCACCACCACCGGCUUCAAUGGGAGGUGGCAGUCUGAAUGGAAUGCCACAGCAAAUGCAGCCAGAUGGUUCACCACAAAAAAAAGUAUCAUCUUCCAAUGAAAACAAUGGGAUGUACUUUGCUAAACUUUAGCACCAAAGUAAAAUGAUGGUGGAUGGAAUCAUAUACCCCAAGCAUUAGAGGGCUAACUGAAAAUGCACUAUCUGUCAUGCUAGCCAUGUAUAAUUGUCGUCUGAGAGUGCACUCUCUCUUGACAUAUAAAAGACACGUGACCACUGUGAGGGAGAGGACACAAUGAACAGGGCACUGGCUUUAUUCUGAGCACACCUUAAGCAGCUAAUUAACAAAACUCAUUAGUUUCUACUAGGUAGAAAUUCCAUUGUACCAUCCUAAUCCUAGUUACACUCAGCAUUUGGCUCUCCCUCUACAGUUCCUGUUAGUUCUCAUCAGAGCCAGUGGUAAUGGUUUAUGGGACACUUUUUAUGCUUUCUGAUCCAAAUUAGAAUGUUUGACAACAAUUUAGUUGUAUUCAUUCAUGAAAAAUUACUGCCUCAAGUAUGCCAUGGCUCUCUGUAUGUGAGAAAUGUCAAAUAGCUUCUUCUACCAAAUUUGCCAUAACUGUUUUGUUUUCAACACAUCUUUUUUUCAUAAGAAUGUUUCUGUAAGCAUAAAAAAUGCUUUCAAGAUAUACUCUGCUUGGGUAACUUGUCUUACAUACAUAUACAUCUUCAAGUAACUUACAUAUUUCUUUAAGAAGAGGAGUCAUUUUCUGUAGUUCAAUUUUCUCUUGUGUGGCCAUGAACAAAAACUGAAUUCCUAAACAUGUGUAAUGCUUGACUAUUUGACAAUUUUAUACAUUGAAAUAACAGUGAUUUGAUCAUAAUCCAUAACUAAAUAUCAUCUUUUUGUAAUUACUCCUCCUUUGCUUAAAACCAUAAUUAGAACACUCAUUCAUAGUAGGUUGUAUUCUCCAAUUCUAUUUCACUGGGAAAGAAUUAUUUUUGUUGUAAUUCUUUUCUCAUCAAGAGGCAGACCAAUUGUCUAUUUCAGAUUCAACUUUGUGCCUCUCAGAUCUAUUUCCUAUUUUGAGUACCAGCAAUUCAUUUUCCUCAUGAACAGUAAUGGAGGAUUGUUUUAGGUUACCUUCCAUUGGGCAUCCAUAACUUUUGUUUAUAAUCUAUCAUGUUAUAUGUCAAGCUCUAUAUGUUGAGCUGUUCCAUUUCACUAUAUUUCUCAUACUAAUGCUUCUCUUGAGCUCUCUGUUUGUGCCCUUCUUUAUUAGUACCCAUUGUUCACUGCCAUAUGGAUAACACAACAAAGUGAUAGUUUCGUAUCAGUCAUUAUUUUUGCUACUUCCCUUUACUUUUUUUUUAAUUUCUAAGAUUAUUUUAAGGUUCUCAUAGAUAUAACUGAAAUUUCCUAGAUUACAGUCGAUAUAGAUGAGUGGUUUCUAACAACCAAAACACUUGGUCAGUGGUACUGGUUCCUAGCAUGUAGUAAUAGCGUUAGGCAAGUUCAUCAUUGGGUAACACUGCUAGCUUCACUGUCGUUACUCAUAUGAACUGCUACGUAAAAGAGGGUGGACGCAUGUCAAUGAUAACUGCAAAUAGAAUGUCAAAUAGAUUCAUUAUAAAAUUGAAAGUUAUCAUUUCAUGUCUUUAUAUAUAUAUUACGAGCAUAUAAAUGGAAGAAACUGAACUUACUAUAAGUUAUAAAAUCAGGCAUACUACACAAUUUGAGAGGGUAAAAUUGAAUUCAUUGGCUAUGUCAGUACAUAGGUACUUUCCAUUUAUACAACAGUUCUACUUAUCUCCUUGGCCUCACUCAUAUUGCUGCUCAAUUCCAAACCGUGAGCAUUCUUUGUAAAGUGAGAAAAACAGUUCUAAAAUAAAUGAAACAGAAAUUCAUCAAAACAGUUUCUAUUCUCUUUCUAUGAAAGAUUUUAAUAGUUUGUUAAAAAUAUUAUUGCAGAAUAGGCCAAAGAACUAUCUCUACAAAUACACUUGUCGCUCAUCUAUGUUACCAUAUGUGUAUCUUUGUGAAGCACUGCCUUUUGCUAAUAGAAAAUGUAAGUAACUAUCAGCUGUACAGUUUGUAAAUUUUCUGAAAUUCUAUAAUGCACCUGAGCUUUCAGUAUUUUUUCCUUGUCAAACCAUGUUCAUUCAUCAUUAACAAUUCCUCUAAUAUAUGCAUAUAUUACCAAAGAAUGUUAGCCAUGUUAUAAAAACAAAAUAACACAGCACAAAAAUUGUUCUGGAUAUUAAAUUAUAAAAAGAUCAAGUUUAUCUGUGUGUCUCUUCCAAGACAAACACAGUAAGAAAUUUUAUAAAUACUAUAAUGUGUUUGAUAUGUGAUGCUGUCUCCAUAACCGAAGGGAACAAAAUGGAAAGUAUUAAGUUACAUGUAAUUAUAUCUAGAAGAUUUAGAAGCGAUUUUUGCAUUUAGUAGAAUGCUUGCAUUUCAAUAUAUGUAGCAUGUAGCUGUUACAAUAGAACAUUCACUAUGUCUAGAAAGACUAUACUCACUACAUAAUUUAGAUAGCCAAGAGUACAAAUCAAAUAGAAAUAAUAUUAAAGAAAUGUAAACAGUAAUAUAAAGUCAACUUAAAGUUUACACACUCUUUUAUUGUCUUGCCAUUUAGUAUCAAUAUAUGUAUGCAUGAAACUAUAUAAGACAAUGUACAACCAUAAAGAUAUGUAACAAAAAUUAGUUAAUAAAAUUAAUUUAGAGAGCA
Molecule: messenger RNA, 5372 nt
Organism: Schistocerca nitens (vagrant locust)
Lineage: Eukaryota; Metazoa; Arthropoda; Insecta; Orthoptera; Acrididae
Product: sodium-coupled monocarboxylate transporter 1-like
Exons: 15
Coding region: 548-2770 (740 amino acids)
Biological process (GO): transmembrane transport; sodium ion transport
Cellular component (GO): membrane
Molecular function (GO): symporter activity
Source: RefSeq, a predicted model, not a curated record